Molecule: messenger RNA, 4288 nt
Organism: Dromiciops gliroides (monito del monte)
Lineage: Eukaryota; Metazoa; Chordata; Mammalia; Microbiotheria; Microbiotheriidae
Gene: MME
Product: membrane metalloendopeptidase
Exons: 23
Coding region: 161-2413 (750 amino acids)
Biological process (GO): amyloid-beta clearance; protein processing
Cellular component (GO): plasma membrane
Molecular function (GO): metalloendopeptidase activity
Source: RefSeq, a predicted model, not a curated record
CUCGCUGGCGCUCGGCGCUUCCCCCUGCUGCCCGCUGCUGCCAACGUGCGCACGGCUUAGGGCUCCCGGGGCAGCCCUCGGUCUCCGCGAUUUCAUUGGCUGGGGAUGUGUCUAUUUACAUCAUCCACUAACUUCUCACAGAUCCGACUGACCUUAGGUUAUGGGCAGAUCAGAAAGCCAGAUGGAUAUAACUGAAAUCAGCAGCCCCAAGCCAAAUAAGAAGCAGCGAUGGACCUCCCUGGAGCUGAGCCUUUCAGUUCUUGUGCUUCUGCUCACCAUCAUAGGAGUCACCAUGAUAGUGCUAUAUGCCACCCACGAUGAUGGAAUUUGCAAGUCAGCAGAUUGUGUAAAAUCAGCUGCUCGGCUGAUUAAGAACAUGGAUGACACUGUGAACCCUUGUACAGACUUUUUCAAAUAUUCCUGUGGAGGCUGGUUAAGGCACAAUGUCCUUCCAGAGACCAGUUCACGUUACAGUAACUUUGACCUUUUAAGAGAUGAUCUAGAAAUCAUUCUGAAAGGUGUUCUUCAGGAGCCAAAAACUGAAGACAUAGUAGCAGUACAGAAAGCCAAAACGUUGUACAGAUCCUGUUUAAAUGAAUCUGCAAUUGAAAACAGAGGUGCUGAACCUUUACUAAAACUCUUACCAGAGAUCUAUGAUUGGCCAGUAGCAAUGGACAACUGGGAAACAAUAUAUGGUACCUCUUGGACAGCUGAAAAUGCCAUUGCACAGUUGAACUCAAAGUUUGGAAAAAAGGUCCUGAUUCAAUUAUAUGUUGGCACAGAUGAUAAGAACUCCCUGAGUCAUGUUAUUCAUAUUGAUCAGCCUGGAGUUGGCCUGCCAUCACGUGACUACUUUGAAUGCACUGGCUUAUAUAAAGAGGCUUGCACAGCAUAUGUGAAUUUCAUGAUUUCUGUGGCUAAAUUGAUCCGCAAGGAUAGAGGACUGUCUGUCAACGAUACCCAGAUUACCCUGGAAAUGAAUCGAGUUAUGGAGUUGGAAAAAGAGAUUGCCAAUGCUACAACCAAACCUGAAGAUCGGAAUGAUCCACUCCUCCUCUAUAAAAAAAUGACCCUAGCCCAGAUCCAAAACAACUUUACAUUUGAGAUCAAUGGACGGCCGUUCAACUGGGCAAAUUACACAAAUGCAAUCAUGUCAACUGUGAAAGUUAGUGUUCCAAUUGAGGAAGAAAUGGUUGUGUAUGCUCCUGAAUAUUUAACCAAACUUAAGUUCAUUCUUACCAAAUAUUCUCCCAGAGAUCUUCAAAAUUUUAUGUCCUGGCGGCUCAUUAUGGAUCUCGUAAGCGGUCUCAGCCGAACCUACAAGGAGUCAAGAAAUGCUUUCCGGAAGGCUCUUUAUGGCACAACAACAGAAACAGCCCUUUGGCGACGUUGUGUUAAUUAUGUCAAUGGAAACAUGGAAAGUGUCGUUGGACGGCUUUAUGUGGAAGCAGCAUUUGCUGGCAACAGUAAACAUGCGGUGGAAGAUCUGAUCUCACAGAUUCGAGAAGUUUUUAUUAAGACUUUAGAUGACCUCACUUGGAUGGAUGCUGAGACUAAAAAGAAAGCCGAAGAAAAGGCCUUGGCAAUUAAAGAAAGGAUUGGCUAUCCUGAUGACAUCCUUACAAAUGAGGGAAAACUGAACAAAGAGUACAGUGAGUUGAAUUACAAAGAUGAUGAAUACUUUGAGAAUAUCUUGAAUAACCUGAUGUUUGGCCAAAGUAAACAGCUAAAGAAGCUCCGAGAAAAGGUGGAUAAGGAAGAGUGGAUAAGUGGAGCAGCAGUGGUCAACGCUUUUUAUUCUCCAGGCAGAAAUGAGAUCGUUUUCCCAGCUGGCAUCCUGCAGCCUCCAUUCUUCAGUAUCAACCAGCCCAACUCCUUGAAUUAUGGUGGCAUCGGCAUGGUGAUAGGACACGAAAUCACCCAUGGCUUUGAUGACAAUGGUAGAAACUUCAACAAGGAUGGGGAUCUUGUUGAUUGGUGGACUCAAAAAUCUGCCCAAAAUUUCAAAGAACAGUCUCAAUGUAUGACAUACCAAUAUGGAAACUUUACAUGGGACUUGGCAGGUGGCCAACACCUCAAUGGAAUCAACACUCUGGGUGAAAAUAUUGCUGACAACGGAGGUAUCGGGCAAGCAUAUAGGGCCUAUCAGAAUUUUGUGAAAAAGAAUGGAAAAGAGAAGUUACUUCCUGGACUUAAACUCAACCACAAACAGCUGUUCUUCUUGAACUUUGCUCAGGUAUGGUGUGGGACAUACAGGCCAGAAUAUGCCAUCAACUCCAUCAAAAGUGAUGUUCACAGCCCAGGCAAUUUCAGGAUCAUAGGGACUUUGCAGAACUCCCCAGAGUUUGCAGAAGCCUUUAACUGCCGCAAGAAUGAUUACAUGAAUCCAGAAAAGAAGUGUCGGGUGUGGUGAUUCUAGAAAGAAGUAACGAAGGCCGAGGACUGAUAGACUUCACUGGACAGCAGAAGUCUGGAACUUUCUACAGGAAGGAAAAAAAAAAAACUGUGCACCAAACUCACUGUAAUUGCAAGAAGGAGAUUAACUAAGGAGGGGGAAAUGCUUCAAGAUUUUAGUUUCAGGUUAAGAAAAGUGACGACACAGCCAAAAUCGGAUGUGAGCUGCUCAUGAAAUGAUGAAGGACCCUGUUUAAUACCCACUAAACCUAUCACAACUGUGUACAUAAUGCUUUACUCUGAAACACUGGUUUCCAGUUAAUGUCUGUUUUUCACUUGGUCAACAGAAUGAAUAUUCCCACUAGGGAACAGGGUUAAUCGUCUAUGAAUGUAGAUGGGUAUUUUUAAUUAAAGGGAGAAAGAAAAUGUCAAAGAAUAUGGCAGGAUAACAGCUGUCUAAUGAGGACACAUUAGUUGGAAAUCAGAGAAAUAGUCUCCACCCACCUCUUUAAAUGUAAAAUAUUGUAUUUUUCUUCCUGAUUCAACAAUGCCCUCACCUAAACUCCUUCUUAGGAGAGUGGGGAUUUGGGGCUUGAAGUAAUUUUGAAGAGAAGUUAUUAUUCCUGUAAUCAUUUUUUUUAAAUUCCAAGGCAACUAAUUUUCCACAAUCAUAUUAAAUUAAGAAAGGAAAAUAUUGAAUAAGUUCCUCUCUUGGAUUCCCCCAAUGACAGAUAUUGAGAAUCCCCAAGUUCUCUUGUAAUUUUCUAAAUAAUUUCUUGUUCUCUCUAGACUUGGUCUUUUUAAAGGAUUUGUAGUAAUGUAUAAAUCAUAAUUUUUAUAUUUAAUUAUUAACUAUGUAUGAAAAAGUAAAUGCUAUAUCUAUAUAUACCUAUAUAGAGAGAUGGAUGUGAUCACUGAUCUGCAAUUGGGGACUGGCAUUUCAGGUGGAGAUAUGAAACAUUCUUUACAUUAAGGAAACAUCUACAAACCAACAUCUGUAAAGUAUUGUAUAGAUUCAAAUUUGUGACUUUUUUUUUUAAUGACAAUUCAUAUUUGCCAAAAAGCUUUAAGCCAGAACUUUGGGGUCAGAUUUAUUGUCAGAUAGGUCUCCUGAGGCCUGACUGACAUCUCUAUUGUAGAAGCAAUCAGAAAUUUCCAAAAAUCAAUAGUAGAUUUCUAGAUCCAUAUUGCAAUGAGCAAAGUUGCUUCUCUACAAUUCCCUGUGGGAAUGGAACCCCCUGGGGCAUUGGGAGGCACAGCCUCCCUAGGGCAAAUCUAGGCCUCAGCUGGAGCUCCUCCAAUGGCAAGGUAAUAAGCACAUGCUGUUGCUAAGCUAGAGUCUUAAGGGUUCCCAUAGCAUGAGUAGGCACCAAUGUUGCUGAAGGCAUCAAUGGAAGGGAAAGAGAGGAGGACAGGUCCUUUGGUGUGCUCACUCUGAUUGGCUGAUGGAUUGAUCAUUCUGCAUCAUAGUGUCUUAGCUUGAGGGCUGGGAGAGAUCUUAGAGGUCACCUCAAAUCUGGCAUUUGAAGAGAAAAUCCAAGCCCCAGAAAAAUGAAAUGGCCUCUUCAAUCUAGUGACUGCUAGACCCAGCCUUUGAACCUAGGACCUCUGACUCCAAAUCAAGCAGGCCAGUCAGAAAUGAUGUGAUAACUAAUUAAAACCAUUGCAGGCCGACUAAGCCAGUGGUGCUAAUUAGCGCAGGCAGCCAAUGACAUGGGUAGAAACCUCAAAGGGGAGCAGUCUCCCCCUCUCACCUUUUUCCAUGGCCUGUAACUAUUUCUGGGACUCCCUAUAAAGAAAUCAUUUCCUGCCUAAGGUCCUGAUUUCAUGUUAUGUUUAUUUUAUCUUUCAAUGUCACCUGAUGAAAAAAAAUUUUUUUAUAAUAAACAGAAAU